AUGGUAAAAUAAUAAUAAUUAAAGCAUCUCACCGUAAACUCUGGUCUUCACAAGAUGAAAAAAGACUCCAAGACAUGGCAUUGCAAGGAUGGACCUAUGAACUCAUAUCUGUAGAGUUGGGUCGUACACCAGGUGCCUGCAAAUCGCGUUUGACUAUGCUCAAAAAUAAAAAUAAGUUUCAGCUACAAGAACAACAGAAAGAACAACAGGAGGUGCAGCAACAGGGACAACAACAGGAAGAACAAAAACUGGAACAACGACAAGAACAACGACAUGAACAGCAGGAAGAGCAGCAGGAACAACGACAUGAACAACAGGGACAAAAGAAGGAACAACAGGAACAACAGGAACAGCGGCAAGAACAACAGCAAGAACAACAGCAAGAACAACAGCAAGAACAACAGCAGGAACAACAACAACAACAACAACGAAAAAAGGAACAACUAGAACAACGGCAAGAACAACAACAGCAACAACAACAGGAACUACAAAAGGAACAACAAGCAAAGAAAGACAGGGAGAAAUCAAGUGGACCAUGGUCGAAUGAAGAUGAACUAUUACUGGUGCAGCUACGCGCCAUCAAGGUCCCCUUCAAAUAUAUUGUCGAUGAACUGUCUGUGCAACGUAGUAUUGGAUCUAUUCAACAUCAUUAUGCCGCCAUGAAGAUCAGAAGGUUGGCUUCCUUGGAAGAUUAUUAUAGAAAGAUUGGUAGACCUUUUGGACCAGCAACCAGAUGUCCAGAAUAUAUCACUGAUGAUAGUAGCGAUGAUGAUGAUGAUACAUGUACCGCAUUAAAGGAUACUGAAGAGGAUGGUGUGGUAGAAAGGAUGGCUGGAGAUAUGGAAAAGUUACGAAUCAAGACAUUGGACAAAGAUGGAUCCCAUAAUAUUAGUUAGCCAUUGAUAUACCUAUUUUGUUUUUGAUGUUGUUUGAAAGAAUCUAAUUUUUUAUUAUUGUCAUACAUAAAUAUUACAUAUCUAUAUAUAUUUAAAGA
Molecule: messenger RNA, 994 nt
Organism: Halteromyces radiatus
Lineage: Eukaryota; Fungi; Mucoromycota; Mucoromycetes; Mucorales; Cunninghamellaceae
Exons: 5
Coding region: 75-896 (273 amino acids)
Source: RefSeq, a predicted model, not a curated record